Messenger RNA from Gasterosteus aculeatus aculeatus (three-spined stickleback), 2748 nucleotides. Its product is annotated as ankyrin repeat and SOCS box protein 2. The record is from RefSeq and is a predicted model, not a curated record. Gene Ontology annotation, biological process: intracellular signal transduction; RNA processing. Gene Ontology annotation, molecular function: protein binding; RNA nuclease activity; RNA binding. Lineage: Eukaryota; Metazoa; Chordata; Actinopteri; Perciformes; Gasterosteidae.
AGAAGUACACGUAGAAAAUACUUCUGCUAUUUCGUCACUCAAUGACGUAGAUCAGUGUGUGUUCUGUCAAUGAAAAAACACUUCCUCUUCCCCAAACCAGCACCUGGUGUUUUGCUUAAAAGGAAGAGCAUCUUUAUUUUGAAAGAUUAUUUCUUGACGAAAAGAGUUGGGCAACAAUUUACUUAAUUUGUCGUUUGCAUGUGCGGGGAUAUUGAAAGGUGGAAGCUUGACAAUGCAAUGUUAUUGAUAAUUUGAUGUUUUAUGGAGUUAACAUUCAAUACCCCCAUCGCCCAUUGAUUUAUUACAAUUUCAACAACAACAAAAAAGUUGUGUGGAAUUCAGAGUGGUGGCACCAGUAUUUCCAGUUACAACACUGUAAAUUCCAUAGCAGCUAUGAUGAAGGAUCCAAAUAACAUUUCACUGCUUGGAACCAAGUGAGUGUCUCAUGAAUCUCAGCACUCAUUGUCCAUCAUCCUCGCUGUGUUCUUUUGUCUCCUCGCGCCCCGUUCAUCCAAAAGUCCGCCUUAAGAUGAUUGUCUUUUUUAUUAUCUGAUUGUUUCACGUGGCCGCCGGCCAAUCAAAUAAAGGCUCCGCGCAGCGCAAAGACCUCUGUGCGGCUGCGUUAUGUCCCCCGGGGGGCGUUCAGCCGUUAUCUCUGGAUGUCCGCUUCCCUUGACAUAUAUGGACAGACCCGUCGCACAGCCUGCCUGACAAUGCCGUCCCAAAAUAAUCCGCCGCGGCACAGCUGAGCCCCGCCGCCGGGUCACGUCCCCUCACCGGCCGCCAUGACGAAAUUCAUCUACUCGGAGUACUUAUCUCAGUUCCGCAAUGCCGGAGGUAAAUGCAAUAAGGUUUCGUCGAGACCGCGGGGAGAUAGGAGGAGAGGAGACGCGGCGUCGGACCCGGAGGAUGUUGGCCCGGCGGUGUUCGCCAUCAGGAGGGGUGACGUGAAGGCCGUCAAUGAUCUCGCCACAUCCGCCCCUCUCAGCCUGCUGAGGGAGAACAAAGAUGGCUGGAUCCCUCUGCACGAUGCUGCCUUCUCUGGACAGGCCGAGUGCCUGGAGAUCAUACUGAGGGCUCAUCCUGCAUCGGUAGACAAACGUACCUUACAGGAGCAGACGGCCCUGCUGCUCGCCGUGUCUUCUGAACACUUGUCAUGUGUCCAGUGCCUCCUGGACGCAGGCGCCGACCCCGACAUCAGCAGCAAGAACAAAGAAACACCUUUGUACAAAGCUUGUGAGUUGGACAAUAUGGACAUGGUGAGCUGCCUUCUGUCCCACGGGGCCACCGUGAACCAACGGUGUGGUCAGGGUUGGACAGCCCUCCACGAGGCCGUGUCCAGGAACAACACAGACAUCUGCGAGGUGCUAAUAAGAGCGGGGGCCGCGAUCAAUCCACCCAACACCUACAGCGUUACACCACUCAUUGUAGCGGCGCAACGAGGACAGACGGGGGCGCUCUGCUACCUUAUUGGAAAAGGUGCGGAUGUGAACAUGCAGACAUGUGAUGGGGUCACAGCUCUGCACGAGGCCAGUAAAAAUGGCCACAAGGAAAGCGUCGCUCUGCUGUUGACUAAACACGCAGACGCUAACAAACCCACCAACUCAGGACUUCUGCCGCUGCAUAUUGCUGCUCAAUUUGGACACCAUGAGGUCGUGUCCAUGCUCGUGUCGGCCACGAGUCGAGCCAGGCUCCGCCACAGCUGCGUCAGCCCCCUCCACCUGGCAGCCGAGCACAACAGACACGCCGUGGCAGCUGUGCUGCUCAAGACAGGUGCAGAUGUAAACGCGACGCUGGCCCACAGUCACUCCGUCCGGUACGCCGAUCGACGGGCGACAGCCCUCUACUUCGCGGUCGCCAACGGCGGCACCAGGACGGCAGAAGUGUUACUGAACGCUGGCGCCGAUCUUAGUCUGGACCCGGUCAGCCCUCUGCUGAUGGCUGUGCAGCGGGGCUGUGUCAGCACGGUGUCCUUGCUGCUGGAGAAAGGGGCCCAUGUCAACACCGGAAUACCCUCCUGUGCCACCACGUUCCCCGCUGCCGUCGCCCUUUGCAUGAGUAAUUUGUCUCUACUCAAGUGUCUUUUGGACAACGGCUGUGACGCCCUCUCCUGCUUUGCCUGCACAUACGGAUGUGCCCCUCACCCGUCGACAGGAGCGUCCCACGUAACAACCGUUGGCGGCAAUGGACUGUCUUUGCAGAACGACAGUACGCUUCCUUUAAGCUGCAGUGAGCCACCAAAAAAAGCAACACAGUUCUGUGAGUGGAUCUCAACACCCGUUAUCAGUAAAUGGGCCGGACCGAUCAUAGACUUGCUGCUGGAGCACGUCGGCCAUGCUCAGCUCUGCAGCAGGCUCACUGAACUGCUGGACAGCCGAGAAGAGUGGCUCGCCGUUAAGAGGAAGUCAUUGUCACCUCGUCCACUGCUGCACCUUUGCAGAUUUCGGAUCCGGAGCCAGAUGGGGAGACACAGACUGAAGUCUCUCACGACUCUACCUCUGCCAGACAGACUGAUCAGAUACCUGAGCCUAGCUGACUGACUUUAAUCUGAACUUCAAGCGCUAUGCGCAUCAUAGAUGUGACUAAAUUUGUGUUUCCUUUUUUAGCUGCAUUGAAUGUCUUUUAUUUGGAGAUGCAAUUAUCUAUGUGUGAUAUCUAUUUAUAACAUAAUGUUUUUCUUUAAUCUGUCCGUCAGAAUGUUUUGCAGUUUUUACACAAAUGGUCAAUGAAAGCAAAAAUAAUCUAAUA